AUGCCUCGCAGUCAAACGCAGCAGCGUAAUCCAAAGGACCGCUCGGCGCAGAAACCACCCCAGAAGCGAAAAAACGGACGGUCGCUCAACGCGCUUGCCAUCGCAGAGAAGCAGAUUCCGACUAGACUGGGUGUCCGACGCAGUCGUCUAGGUGCCUACGAUGAUGGUUCCAGCCGCAAGAGAAACACUGGCGGUGACGACGAGGACGAAGAAGAAGAGACCCCGCACCACAAACGUCGCCGAACUGAAGAUACCGGAAGUCUCGACGGCGGCAGCGAUAGCGAGGGACACGAAUGGACUCUCGGACAAGUGAACAGUGAUGACGACAGCGAACUUGACAGUGACGAAGCCCUCGGCGAAAGCGACGAAGAACGAUUCGAAGGAUUCACCUUCCGGGCAUCCAAGUCCAAAAAUCCGCCCAAGAAGACCCCUAAGCCCAAAAAGCCCGUCGAAAUCAACCUGGACGAGGACGACGAUGAAUCGGAAGAAUCUGACGGUGAAGACUACGACGAGGACGAGGACGACGAUUUGGGAGAAGACGCCGUUGAUCUCGCAACUGCCUGGGAUAUGAAUGCAGCUGCCGAUGAGGAGGAAGCCAAGGAGGCAGAAAAGAAAUCCAAGCGGGCCGCCAGAGACGACAGUGAAGAGGAUUCUGGUUCAGAGGCAGACAGCGAGAGUGAUGCUAGCGAGGACGGUCUAUCAGCCUCAGAUGACGAGGAGGCAGAUCCCCAUCAGCUAUCGAAGUUACAAGAUUUCGUUCAGUCUAUGGACACCGGAAAACCAUCAAAGCGCACUCAGAAGUCACAAGAACAAGCCAAGCCCUCCGAAUACGGCUUGACAUCCUCCAACAAACUGACAGUCGCCGACCUUCUGCCCUCAAUCACCGAUACCCGUCUCAAAAACUCUCUCAAACAUAUUGAUUCCGUUGUUCAGGCAUCCAAGACUGGUGUUCCAGGCAAGCUCGACGCCCCUCUGGCAAAGCGUCAGCAAGAUCGCCUCGAUCGGACUGUCGCCUACGAAAAGAGCAAAGAGACUUUGAACCGAUGGUUGGAUACCGUCAAAGCUAACCGCCGAGCCGAACAUCUAUCCUUCCCUCUACGUGAUCCCGAUGCCGAGCAAACCCACCGCUUGGAGGUGGCCAAGCCACAGACAGACUUGGAGAGCGCCAUUCAAAACAUCCUUGUGGAGAGUGGUUUGGCUGAGGCAGAGGGCAAGACUGGCGAGGACCAGAUUCAAGAGAUUGAAGAGCUCCAGGCUCGCAACGUCCCCAUCGAAGAGAUUCAGGCUCGUCGGGCAGAACUGCGCAAGCGACGUGACUUGCUCUUCCGGGAGGAAGUUCGUGCCAAGCGCAUUAAGAAAAUCAAAAGCAAGUCUUACCGCCGCGUCCAUCGCAAGGAGCGCGAGAAGAUGGAGCAGCAGGAACGACAAGCGCUCAUGGACGCCGGUGUGGAUCCCGAUGAAAUGGAUCAGGAGAAGAGUGAGCGACAAAGAGCCGAAGCUCGCAUGGGCUCCAAGCAUCGCGAUAGCAAAUGGGCCAAGGGCUUGAAGCAGACCGGCCGCACUGCGUGGGAUGAAGACGCCCGCAACAGUGCAGCCGAUUUGGCCCAAAGAGAGGAGGAGCUACGGAAGAGAAUCGAGGGCAAGCGUGUUUCUACUGGAGAUGACGACUACCUGGGCUCUUCUAGCUCUGAAUCGGAAGAAGAGGAUCCUUGGAAUGAGGAGGGAUCCGAUGUGGAAAGGCAGAAGUUCCAGAAAAAGCUUACUGCCCUCGAGAGCAACGACAAGUCCGGCGCCGUGAAGGGACCCCACGCCGACCUUUUCGAAAUGAAGUUCAUGCGAAACGCUGAUGCCGCUCGCAAGGAUCAGAACGAUGCGGAACUUCGCAAACUCAACCGUGAGCUCCAUGGAGAGGAUUCUCAGUCAGAGGCCGAUUCCGAGGUCGGUCGACGAAAGUUCGGUCAGUCAGCGAAGACCGACGCCAAGGCUCAACAAAAGGCGUUGCCUAAGAACGAGUUCGAGGAAAAGCUGGACUCUGAUGACGAAGAUGCAAAUGGUGCUGGGUCGGAUGAUGCCAUGGACAUUACCGUUGACCAGCCCGCCAAACAACAGUCAGGAGCUCGCGGUAACAAGGCUAUCUCACAAUCCUCGCGCAAAGCCUCCAACCGUGAGAAAGAAGUCGCGGAGGAGGUACCUGCGGAGGAGGAGAACCCGUGGCUUGUUCAGACCGAACGAACCAACCGCCGCCGAACUGGACCCGAUGCUCAAGAGAGCAUUGACAUCUCGCUCGAUGCCACCCAGCCAGAGGCUGCCUCGGCGAAGUCGCAUACCAAAAGGCAAAAGAAGGCCAAGCAAGCACUCGCCAGCAAGCAAUUCGAUGAUGAGAAUGAUAGCGACGAUGAGGAUAAUGUUCCUGUCCUACUCAAAAACCAUGAUCUUGUGAAGAGAGCUUUCGCCGGCGAUGAAGUCGUUCAAGACUUCGACCAAGAGAAGAUGGAUACCAUCGAAGACGAAGGCGACAAGGUUGUUGACAACACACUUGAAGGCUGGGGAAGCUGGGCCGGCGAGGGCGUCAGCAAGAAACAGCAGAAGAGACAGAAGCGAGACCUGACCACUGUCGCGGGUGUGAAGCCCCAACAGCGCAAGGAUGCAAAGCUCGAUCGGGUCAUCAUCAACCAGAAGCGAGUCCAGAAGAACAAGAAGUACAUGGCUACCCAGCUACCCCAUCAAUUUGAGACAAAGCAGCAGUACGAACGAUCUCUGCGCCUGCCUCUUGGCCCUGAGUGGUCUACCAAGGAGACUUUCCAGAGUGGCACCAAGCCUCGUGUCAUGAUCAAACAGGGUAUCAUCAAGCCCAUGGAAAAGCCCAUGGUUUAA
Messenger RNA from Penicillium brevicompactum, 2874 nucleotides. RefSeq names its product UTP14 family protein. Lineage: Eukaryota; Fungi; Ascomycota; Eurotiomycetes; Eurotiales; Aspergillaceae. The record is from RefSeq and is a predicted model, not a curated record. The transcript has 2 exons. Gene Ontology annotation, cellular component: small-subunit processome; nucleolus. Gene Ontology annotation, biological process: rRNA processing. Bases 1 to 2874 code for a protein of 957 amino acids.